Molecule: messenger RNA, 2742 nt
Organism: Lolium rigidum
Lineage: Eukaryota; Viridiplantae; Streptophyta; Magnoliopsida; Poales; Poaceae
Product: protein argonaute 2-like
Exons: 5
Coding region: 1-2742 (913 amino acids)
Biological process (GO): regulatory ncRNA-mediated post-transcriptional gene silencing
Cellular component (GO): cytoplasm
Molecular function (GO): protein binding; RNA binding
Source: RefSeq, a predicted model, not a curated record
AUGUCCGGCGGCGGAGGGGGACUUCCCGGCGGCGGGGGCGAUGACCCUGACGGGCCCUGGUCUACCGUCGGGAAGAAGAAGAAGCCCAGCGGAGGUGGCACUUCGGGCGGAGGCGACGCCAAUCGUGGCGGAGGCGGCAUCAAUCGUGGCGGAGAUGGCGCCUACGGCGGAGGCGGCUUCAAUCGUGGCGGAGAUGGCCAGUACGGCGGAGGCGGCUUCAAUCGGGGCGGAGAUGGCCAGUACGGCGGAGGCGGCUUCAAUCGUGGCGGAGAUGGCCAGUACGGCGGAGGCGGCUUCAAUCGGGGCGGCAGGAGUGGCGGAGGAGCCCGCUACCACGGCGGAGAUGGCUCGCCAAGCAGAGUUCAGGGAGGAGGAGGCCGCGGCGCUGGCCGCGGGUACCAGCACCAGGCGCAGGGACAGCCGCGUCACGACUACGUCCGCCCGCCGUACUCUCCGAGGAGGACCGCGUCCAGGGACAUGGCGAGCCCGUCCUCGUCGGGGCCCGUUGGCCGAGCAGUUAUCCCCAAUGAAGUCAAACUUUUGGUGAACCACUUUAAAAUCACAUUUGAGGAAUCAACUAUCUUUCGGUAUGAGAUCAAGCUGGCUGAAGAUUCUGAAAAGCUUGAUGAAGAUUCUUCUGGGGCUUCAGUCGUGAAGCUCUCCACGGCAGAUCUGAAAUGUGCAAAGGCUCAACUCUUUAAGAUACUAAAGGAUCCUCCACACCCAUUGGCUGUUGCUUAUGAUGGAAAGGGUGAUCUGUUCACCUUUACCAGACUGCCAGAGAGAGUAUACACUGUGAAAGUCGGGUCACGGAACUAUAAUGCAUCAGCAGAGCUUAAGCAGGAGCUGUCGUUAAGCCAGCUAGAUCAUCAGCCUGUGCCAGCAAAUGUCCUGCGGUGCCUUGAUGUCAUUGUGCGCGAGGCCUCUAGCUUGGACAAGAUUAUCAUUGGGCCAAGAUUUUAUAUGCCAGAGUGGUCUGCAGGGAAUGAGACUCCGCGUUAUGCUAUUACUACCAGUUCUCUCAAAGGGACCAAGCAGACGCUAAAACCCACCAAGCAAGGCAUGGUCCAGUGUGUAGACUAUUCAGCUAUGGAAUUUUGCCAACCUGAAACCAGUGUUCUGAAUCUCGUGAAGGACUUGCUGAACCGCAUUGAUGUCAGGGAGCCCUUUGCAGAUCUAACCGAGAAUGGGCGGAAAUAUUUGGAGGGCCAGCUUAAAGGCCUCUGUGUUACCUUGAGUUACCAGAAGUCCUCUGUAGGCCGGAAGUACAAGGUUCAAGGCUUGACAGAUGAGCGUGCUGAACAGAUGACCUUCUUCGAUUUCGACGAAGACAAGAGUAGUGAGAUUUGGAGCCUUUCUGAUUAUUAUCUGAAGAAGCAUGGGAAGGUGAUUAGGCAUAACAAGCUUCCAUGCUUGGUUCUGAACAAGAAUCCAGAAAGACCGAAUUAUGUCCCCAUUGAGUUGUGUAAUCUUCAUGGAUGGCAGAAGUAUCCCAAGGAUCCCAACCAGAAACCACAAAAGCCAGUCUCUGCAUCUAAACGGAAAGAGGAGAUUCUGCGGAUGGUAAAAGCUGGGCCCUGCAGAGGUAACCGAGGCAAGCAGUUCAACAUUACACUGGUGAAAGAAAUGACAGAAGUCAUGGGCAAGGUCCUUCCUGCCCCCAUGCUAAAACUCGGCGACUCCUCCAAAUUCAGAAUUGGCUCCCCUAACUGCCAGUGGAACCUUCGUGGUCGCACAAUAUCUGAAGGCAAGAGACUCCGGAACUGGGGCAUUUUGGAUUUCAGCGCUCAAGAAUCGCGCCCCAGGAAGGAAGCGCUUGAUGUGAAAAUGUUCACUAGCUACAUCGUCAGCAAGUGCUGUGAACUUGGCAUUGAGAUGCAUGAGGAACCAUGCUUUAAGCUUCCAUCAAAAAUGUCAGUGCUAUCAGAUCCAAGCCAACUGUUGGAGGAGCUCAGGCAAGCAGAACAGGCUGAUGAGCUGCAGCUCCUCUUCUGCCCGAUGUCCGAGCAGCAUCCUGGUUACAAGACACUGAAACUGAUCUGCGAGACGCAGCUGGGGAUCAAGACCCAGUGCUUGUUGAGCCACCACGCAAACAAACACCAGGACCAGUACAUGUCAAACCUUGCUCUGAAGAUCAACAGCAAGCUCGGUGGAAGCAACGUUCAGCUCUCUGACAAGUUCCCACGGGUGGCUGGCACGCCUUUUAUGUUCAUCGGCGCGGAUGUGAACCAUCCAUCCCCAGGAGACAAAGAGAUAUGUCAGGACGGCUACUUGCCGACGAUUACAGUGAUCGUGGCCAAGAAGCGGCACAGCACACGGCUGUUCCCGUUCCCCAGCACACACAAGGAGCAACAGACGAAUAGCGGCAACGUGCUCCCUGGAACGGUUGUCGAUGCCGAGGUGGUCGACAAGCCGGAUGAGGACUUCUUCCUCUGCAGCCACGAGGGGCUGCAUGGGACGAGCCGGCCGACCCACUACUACAUGCUGUGGAACGAGCACGGCUUUCAGCCUGUCGACAUGCAGAAGCUUGUCUACAGCCUCUGCUUCAUGUUCGCUCGCUGCACCAAGCCGGUGUCGCUGACGACGCCCGUAAAGUAUGCCGACCUCGCGGCCUACCGCGGCAGGGACUACUACAUGGCGUCCCAGGCCCAGAAGGCUGGGCCAUCGUCCUCGGCCUCUGUGAAUGCUUCUGUGUUACCGGAGAUGCACGCGGCUGUCAGGGACAGCAUGUUCUUCAUCUGA